AUGGAUUUCAAGAAAAGUAGCUUAAUUUUAGCAUUUGCUCUUAUUGCUCUGGUUUAUACCAUUGAGGCACACAUUGCCGAGUUUGAUGAGGUCUGGCAGAAGCGCUCAGAAGAAGCAAAGGAGGCUGCUCGCCAAGCUUACCAUCCUAACCCCGAAAAUGUCACUUCUCAUUUUAAUGAGAAAGUCCAUAGGUCCAUUGAUGGCCACAACAGCAGAAGAAGGGACUUGCACAAGUAUAAUGGUCCAUGCACAGCCACAAACCCUAUUGAUCAAUGUUGGAGAUGCCAGAAAAAUUGGCGUAAAAAUCGUAUGAAGCUAGCUGAUUGUGCUCUUGGCUUCGGCCGCCAUGCAACUGGAGGCAAAGGUGGCAGGAUUUAUAAGGUCACUGAUCCUUCUGAUAAUGACCUAGUCAAUCCCAAGCCCGGAACUUUAAGACAUGCCCUUAUCCAGCCUGAGCCCCUUUGGGUCAUAUUCACCAAGAAUAUGGUGAUCAGGCUUAGCCAAGAGCUUAUCAUGACCAGCAACAAGACGAUCGAUGGCCGCGGCGUACAAGUCCAUAUUGCAUAUGGUGCUGGAUUCACCCUGCAAUUCGUGCAUAACAUUAUCAUCCACAAUCUUCACAUUCAUGACAUUAAGGCUGGCAAUGGUGGCAUGAUUAGAGACUCUGUCAAUCAUUAUGGCAUUCGUUCAAGAAGUGAUGGAGAUGGCAUUUCAAUCUACGGUUCCACCAACAUUUGGAUCGAUCACAUCUCAAUGUCUAAUUGCAAUGAUGGACUCAUUGAUGCUGUUCAGGCUUCCACAGCUAUAACCAUCUCCAAUGGCCAUUUCACUCAUCACAAUGAGGCAAUGCUCUUUGGUGCAAGUGAUAGCUACUCAGAUGAUUCCAUAAUGCAAAUAACUCUUGCAUUCAACCACUUUGGUCAAGGAAUAGAACAAAGAAUGCCAAGGGCUAGAUGGGGUUUCGUGCAUGUAGUGAACAAUGAUUACACACAUUGGCUAAUGUAUGCCAUUGGAGGAAGUCAACACCCCACUAUACUUAGCCAAGGCAAUCGCUUCAUUGCUCCUGAAAAUCCAUAUGCUAAAGAGGUGACCAAGAGGGACUAUGCACCAGAAAGUGUGUGGAAAGAUUGGGUAUGGAAAUCGCAGGGAGAUCUUAUGAUGAAUGGAGCAUUCUUUGUUCAAUCAGGAGAUCCCAAUCACAAUUUUGGUUCCAAUGCAGAUUUGAUCGGUCCAAAGCCUGGGGAAUUUGCAAAUAGGCUCACACGUUUUGCAGGAGCUCUAAAUUGUAUUGCCAAAAGGCCAUGUUAAAACCUAUAGUACUAUAAACUAAAUGAUUCCAAACAAGCCAGCAAGGAAUCUGAAAAAGAAUCAAGAAGAGAUUUAAUGGAGAUCACUUGUUUGAGAAACUUUGUACUCCCUGCUUUUCAACUCUUGAUAAAAAAAAGUCUGGUUGCCUGCUUACAAAAAAGGAGAAAAGAAAAGGAACAAAGUUAUCUGAACUUCUUGUUUUGCAUAAGCAGAUAAAUUUGGAUUUUCUUUCGCUCAAUUGCCCUUCUGAUCCUCCCUGAACAUAAAAGACACAGUUAUUACCAUCAGUAUUCUUAUUCUGUAAAUUCAAGUGCAUAUGCUAGGCUUCUAUAAGUUCACUAAAUCAUUAAAUUGAUUAUACCAGCUUGGCUCAUUAAUCCAGUAUGCCAAGUAUAAUGACUAAACAAGACCUUCAGAUUUAAGAUCCUAGUAACUUGGCCAGAUUACCAUGUUGUACAAAGGACUUAGAUAGAUGUGCAAUUUUGCCUUGUUGGUUUCACUUGAGUCAAUUAGAUCUCAUCUUGGCACAACCCAAUUUAAUUACACCGCUUGGCUUCCAUCUGCACCAAUACUUGGCAAGUUCAGCACCAUCCCCUAAAACAAGUAAUUUCGCCUGACCAACUCCCAUUCCACCUGAUACUCAAUUUCCAGCAUCAGGUUGGCCUUUUUCACAGACAAGCAACAGCUCACCAAACUGAA
This is a messenger RNA of Coffea arabica (coffee), 2007 nucleotides long. The record is from RefSeq and is a predicted model, not a curated record. NCBI's taxonomy places the organism in Eukaryota, Viridiplantae, Streptophyta, Magnoliopsida, Gentianales, Rubiaceae.